AUGAAGGCCAUGAGGGAGGCCAUGGUUAGGGCGGUCCCUACUGAGCAGCGAGACAAGCUGCGGAGGAUCUAUGAGGGAUUCCUUGGACCAAUGAUCAACUACAGUGCCGAGCUCUUCCUGCGGUUGAAUGCCUUCCUGGAAUGGAAGGACAAGGAUAAUGAGAGGCUAAAGCAUGCCUGGGCCCAGAUUCAGAAGACCUACGAUGCCAUUACUGGGGAAACAACCGUCCAGCGCCGAAAUUUCGAAACCCAAAUCAACGCUCUGUUCGACAAAGCGACGCAGCAGGCUGAAGAUUUGGUGAAGCUGGGCCAGGCCCUAGAGCAAGAGUCCGUGGCCAGAGAUGCCAUGAGACGGGAGAGGGAUCAGGCCCUCCUGGACGGCCAGCGCUGGAGGGAAGGAUUCGAGGCCUCCGAGAAGCUUCGAAGUGAUGUGGCCUUGGCCCAAAAACACUUGAAGGAGGCCUUGGACGAGGCGGACGUUCUCAAGGCCGAGGUGGAAAGUUUAAAGAAGUCCGUUGAGGACUUAACUCUCCAGUUGCAAACACCUCGGGCCCCUAGUGCGGAUGAGGUCGUCCGCAUUGAGCAGAAAGCUGAGGAUAGGCUGGAGAGCCACUUCUUUGAGGCUUUUGAGCUUAUGGUGGACGAGGGCGAGGCGGCCUUUUAUCAAGAACGCUUCAUGAUAGAAGAGGCUAAGAAGGCCGGGCAGCCUUCACCUGAGCUGGACGUCACGCCAACUACCUCAGAAGAGGAGGAAAACGAAGAAGUGGCGGCCAGCAAAGAUGGUGAGGCUGAGAGCAAGGAGACGCCUGUUGAUGACGCGUCCCUUGCCGCCGUUCAAGAGCGUGGCCUAGGCUAG
This is a messenger RNA of Chenopodium quinoa (quinoa), 855 nucleotides long. RefSeq lists its product as uncharacterized. The record is from RefSeq and is a predicted model, not a curated record. The coding region runs from base 1 to 855 and encodes 284 amino acids. The transcript is spliced from 3 exons. NCBI's taxonomy places the organism in Eukaryota, Viridiplantae, Streptophyta, Magnoliopsida, Caryophyllales, Amaranthaceae.